GGGGGGAUCCCUCCGCCUCAUCCCCUGCGACCGCUGACACCUCGCUCCUGCCCACCCGGAGCCGCUGCUGCCAUGCCGGUGACGGUGACACUGCCCGGCCCGGCCCCGUGGGGCUUCCGCAUCUCCGGGGGAAGAGAUUUCGGGAAGCCCAUCACCGUCUCCAAGGUGACGGAGCACGGGAAGGCGGCCACGGGUGGCCUGAGGCCGGGGGAUGUCAUUGUCACCAUCAAUGGGGAGAGCACGGCUGAGAUGCUCAACGUGGAGGCGCAGAACAAGAUCAAGCAGAGCCCCGGGCAGCUCCGGCUGGAGGUGGAGAGGGCCCCGGUGCCACCUCCCAGCCACACCAACGGGGACACCUCGGCGGAGACGUUGGCCACUCACUUCCAGGACACGCUGUGGAUGCAGAGCAAGAGCCAAAGUGCCCCCAGAACCCUCGGUGCCAGCCUGGCAUCCCUCACCCAGCCGCCUGGCAGUGCCAGCUCACAGCCCUUGGAGCAGGAGUUCACCUGUCCCAGCCUCUGCCAGGAGCGACGCCCGAGCCGCCAGAGCAGCUCCCAGGGACCCGUCCUGCCUCCAGCCCCCCGCCCACCCUCACCGCAGCUCGGAGCCCCCCAGAACCCCUGGAAAAGCCUCAGGGAGCGGCGCCUCUCCUCCCCCUCUCCCGGCACCUGCCACAGCCAGGGCUCGGAGCCGGCCAUGAGGCGCUUGGAGGAGGACUCGGAGGUCUACAAGAUGCUGCAGGAGAACCGGGAGCUGCGGGCGGCCCCGCGGCAAUCCAGCACCUUCCGCCUGCUCCAGGAGGCGCUGGAGGAUGAGGAGGGAGGAGGCCCCGCAGCCCCCUUCCCCAGCCGGCUCUCGGCCGGUGCUCGCAAGCCCGUGGCCGGGGUGCAGAAGCUGCACGUCUGUGAGAAGUGCGGGAGCAGCAUCGCGACACAGGCGGUGCGGAUCCAGGACGGCCGCUACCGGCACCCGUCCUGCUACACCUGCGCCGACUGCGGCCUCAGCCUGAAGAUGCGCGGCCACUUCUGGGUGGGGGACGAGCUGUUCUGCGAGAAACACGCCCGCCUGCGCUACCAGGGACCCCCGGGGACAGCCGUGUCCCCCCGCUCCUGAGCCCCGGCACCGCGCGGUGGGGUCAGCCCCGCAUCCCCCCGUGGGCCCGGGCCGGUCCCGCCCCACCGCGGUGGGGCUGGGCUGGGGGCGCUGCCAGGCUGGGGAUGGACGGGAUUUGGGGGUGCACGCCCCUUCGUGGGCGUGUGCGAUGAGCUGGGUGAGUUCUCAGCCUGGGCGACACCGAGGGCACGUUGGGAGUGGCGUGGCUUGAGCGCUUGGGGACCGGAGAGGGGCUGGCACCGCUUGUGCACGGACUGCAAAGGGCUUCUCCGAGGAAUUAAAGCAGAUUCUCUUUAAAUAUAAUAUAUAUUUGCUCCAC
Messenger RNA from Lonchura striata (white-rumped munia), 1432 nucleotides. NCBI's taxonomy places the organism in Eukaryota, Metazoa, Chordata, Aves, Passeriformes, Estrildidae. The record is from RefSeq and is a predicted model, not a curated record.